Harpegnathos saltator (Jerdon's jumping ant) is the source of this 786-nucleotide messenger RNA. Its product is annotated as cytochrome P450 9e2-like. Gene Ontology annotation, molecular function: heme binding; monooxygenase activity; oxidoreductase activity, acting on paired donors, with incorporation or reduction of molecular oxygen. NCBI's taxonomy places the organism in Eukaryota, Metazoa, Arthropoda, Insecta, Hymenoptera, Formicidae. The record is from RefSeq and is a predicted model, not a curated record. The transcript is spliced from 3 exons. Bases 1 to 786 code for a protein of 261 amino acids.
AUGUACGACUUCCUCACGCCAGUGAUAAUGUUGCGCGACCCUGAGCUCAUCAAGUCCAUUGCCAUCACACAUUUUGACAUGUUCACGGAUCAUCGUACCUACGGGCAGAAUAAUAUGCUCCUUUUGUUUCUUCGUGGCGACAAGUGGCGGCAGAUGAGGUCUAUAGCAUCUCCGGCCUUCACGUCUAAGUUUUUCAGCGUAUUGAACAACGCUAUAAAUCAACCAAAGACGACAUGGCUGGUAAGGGUAUUCAAGCUACAAACCGUCAACGAGAAGAUCAUGAAAUUCUUUAGGAACAUCGUGGAGACCACCAUCAGGACCAGAAUCCAGAAGGACAUAGCCCGGCCGGAUAUGUUGCAACUGAUGAUGGAAUGCAGGGACAAGGAAGAAGGCAAUAGCAAGAAAAUAACAAUCGAGGAAAUGGCUGCCCUAGCUUUUAGUUUCUUCUUUGCUGGCUACGAAACUGUUUCGUCGUUAAUGUCUUUCGUCACGCACGAGAUCGCGCGAAAUGAGAACUACAGAAAAGAUUGCAGAAUGAGAUUGAUCAGCUGCUGGAAGACACGAACGGCCAACCUUCAAUAUGCGGAGAGAUUUCGAGUUGCCGCGGCGUUAACUGGGGCAAAACCCUACGUAGUGAAGAAAGGGGAUCUCUUAUGGAUACCGGUUUAUGCACUCCAUCAUGACAUCAAGUAUUUCAAGGAACCAGAAAAAUUCAAUCCUGACCGGUUCAUUGGCGAUGAGAAGAAACAUAUCGACAAAACGGGGCUUUUUUGCCGUUUGGUUUAG